Messenger RNA from Armigeres subalbatus, 1404 nucleotides. RefSeq lists its product as uncharacterized. Gene Ontology annotation, molecular function: DNA binding. Lineage: Eukaryota; Metazoa; Arthropoda; Insecta; Diptera; Culicidae. The record is from RefSeq and is a predicted model, not a curated record. Gene Ontology annotation, cellular component: nucleus.
AUGAUAAUUAAAUGGUAUGUAAUAGCCGCGGCAGUGCCCCGCACGCUCGCUCGCCGCUCGAUCCAUCUUCCGCGAGACGAAAACGAAACCGAAAACUUGUCUGCGGCCUGUCUGAUCAUCGAUCCAUCAACGCAGCCCUGCUGCAGUCACAACAACAACAACAACAGCAACAAUGGUUUUGGCUUGCGAUUUCCGAUCAGCGAAGCCGAUCUGACAAAUACAGUCAAGGACUAUGCUGAUGUCAUUCGUAAAUCCCGAAAUCUGCCCACGUCAUUUCCUAGUAAGAACUGGGUGCAGCGUUUCUUGCGGAGGCAUCCAAUGAUUAAAAAGAAGCUCUCCAGGAAUCUUUCGCGAUCCGGCGCCAAGGUAAGCGAAGAGCUGCUUCGGCAAUGGUUUUCGGAAGUAGAAGAUAUACUUCAGGAAGAGGGAAUUGAUCUAUCAAUUUUUAACAACCCGAAACGUAUCUUCAAUUUCGACGAAUCUGGUUUUCAACUUAUUCCGAGAAACUUCAAAGCGCUUUGUGGACCACAUGAUGAAAACGUUUACCACGUGAGUAACAACUCCGAAAAAGAAUGCUUUACUGCACUUUUUGGGAGUAAUGCUGAUGGUGAUUUGACGCCAAAACUAUACUCUGGUCAACGAAUAAGCCGUGAAAUUGCUGAGAGCGUUCUCAAGGGGUGGUGUGUUGGCGUGUCAGAAGAUGGUUGGCAAACAUCCAAAACCUUCUACGAGUAUAUGACCAAUUGCUUCUUCCAGUGGUUAUUAGAAACCAAAACUGAAUUCCCUGUUAUUGUUUUCGUGGAUGGCCACACGAGCCACGUCAACGUGGAGCUGGCAGAAUUUUGCAUGAGGAAUCAGAUAUUUCUUAUUUCCCUUUACCCGAAUUCCACGAGAAUACGCCAGCCUCUGGAUAGAUUGUUUUUUGGUCCUUUCAAGAAUAUUUGGACUGUGGACAAUUUCACAAACUCGAAAAGUUGUCUGAAAAAAGCUUUCAACAUUUGCGGAAUCUGCCCGUGGGAUGUAAAUGCAGUGGACUUUAGCUCUCUGCCCACGAACGCCUACAAGGUACUAGAGAAUGGCACGGCGGAGUCCACCGAAUGUGGAUCCACUACUGAUGCGGCAUGCCAAACUUCGGAAAAUGAUUAUGAACUUCAACUGCGGUGUAUCGAAAUGGGAUUACCAACCGAACAACUCUCUAGAUUUCAAAACAACCGACUUGAAGAUUUAUGGCAUGCCGAUGUGGAGCGAAGUAUGAACCAUGCUGGAUGCUGGAUGCUGAUGCUGACGACGAUGAUGACGGCGCGAUCAUCUUUGCGGCCCAUUUAUCCCAUCAGCCCGUUAGUUCUGCACCAUCGGCAACAGAUCCUGCACCAAAGCAAGUAUCAUCUACUUCAGUACCAGUAA